Molecule: messenger RNA, 2262 nt
Organism: Megalops cyprinoides (Indo-Pacific tarpon)
Lineage: Eukaryota; Metazoa; Chordata; Actinopteri; Elopiformes; Megalopidae
Product: integrin beta-7-like
Exons: 15
Coding region: 37-2262 (741 amino acids)
Biological process (GO): cell migration; cell-matrix adhesion; integrin-mediated signaling pathway
Cellular component (GO): focal adhesion; cell surface; integrin complex
Molecular function (GO): integrin binding
Source: RefSeq, a predicted model, not a curated record
GGUGGGGAGGCUUGAAGUUUCCAGGGAAAUCAGACCAUGAAAGGGAUGUGGCUGAUGAUAGUUCUGCUGCUUCAUUGUGUGGAGCUGAAAGGAAUUCUGGGAGCACAUGGGAUUUGCUGGUUUAAGACCAGCUGCAUAGAGUGUGUGAGGACCCCCGGCUGUGCUUGGUGUGUAAAGAAGGAUUUCCUGAAGGCAGGUGAACCUAACGAACGACGAUGUGACACCACAGAGGCUCUGAGAAUAAGAAACUGUUCACUUGAAGAGGUGAUAAACCCCCAGCCCACCACAGAAACCAUUCGUGACAAGGAGUUCAGGAGCGGCCCAGGGGCUGUGGUGCAGCUGAGGCCACAGAGCCUCCACCUGAAGCUGAGAGUUGGGGUCCCCCAGACCUUUGAGGUGACAUUCAAACGAAUAGAGGGCUACCCCAUUGACCUGUACUACCUGAUGGACUUCUCCUACUCCAUGAAGGAUGACCUACAGAAUGUCAAGAAGCUGGGCCGGCAGAUCCUCAACACCCUAAGGAAUGUCACUAGCACAGUCAGGAUUGGCUUUGGAUCCUUUGUUGACAAAGUGGCCAUGCCAUACGUGAGCACAGUGAAGACCAAGCUGGCAUAUCCAUGCUCAGCAAGCAGUAAUGGCUCCUGUCAGCCCAACUUCACCUUCAAGAAUGUGCUUCCACUCACUGAGGAUGCUGGAGAGUUUGAAAGGAGAGUCAGCAAGGAGAAAAUAUCAGCCAAUCUGGACCCUCCGGAGUCUGGCUUCGAUGCCAUGAUGCAGGCUACUGUCUGUCAGAAGGAGAUUGGCUGGGGCCAGGUCUCUCGUAUCAUAGUUUACACCUCUGACAACUCCUUCCACAUGGCUGGAGAUGGCAAACUGGGUGGCAUCUACCAGCCCAAUGAUGGGAAGUGUCAUCUCAACAGCGAAGGGGUCCAUGACAAAGGCACUAUUUAUGACUACCCUUCAGUGGCGCAUCUCUCAGAACUCCUCUCAGCAAACAACAUUCAGCUUAUCUUUGCAGUCACAGAAGAGUUUGUUCCCAAUUAUGAGGCACUAAGUGAGCUGAUACCCCAGUCGGUGGUCGGGGUGCUGAAAGGUGACUCCAGUAACGUGGUCCAGCUCAUUUCAGAAGCAUAUGAGAACCUGUCCUCCAUAAUCCUCCUGCAGCACAUGCAGGUCCCACCCAGUCUGGAGCUUUCCUACAGCUCCUCAUGCAGUGAUGGAGUCCACACCCUGGGACAGAAGAGGGGCGAGUGCAACAAUGUCAGGAUCAAUGAUCAGGUAAACUUCACGGUGACUUUGAGCAGCUCUGCCUGUCUGCCAAAGAAGGAGACGUUUAUCAUCAAACCACGGGGCAUCAACGAGGUGCUGCGUGUGACCGUCGAGACACUGUGUGACUGUGACUGCCAGGACAGAGAGGAACAGUCCUCCUACUGCAGUGGCAAUGGGACACUCAGCUGCGGCCUCUGCAGCUGUGAUGAAGGGCACAUGGGACAGCAGUGCGGGUGCCAUCAGCAGCAGGAUGGGGACACCACACUGACACUGGAAGCCUUGUGCAGGCAGAUGAACAGCUCCCUCGUGUGCAGUGGGCAUGGCAGCUGUGAUUGUGGGCGCUGUGUGUGCCGGGGACAGUACACAGGCCAUUUCUGCCACUGUGACCCCACCAGCUGCAGCCGCCAUGGCAACAUGAUCUGUGGAGGUCGGGGGGUGUGCAACUGUGGCAUGUGUGAGUGCUAUGACCACUUUACUGGCCAUGCCUGCGAGUGCUCCACCCUCGUGGAUCAAUGCCAGACAGGGGACAGAGGGCUGGUGUGCACCCACCAUGGGCGCUGCAAGUGCAACCAGUGCCAGUGUGACUCUGGUUUUUACGGUGAACAUUGCGGGAAGCUAGAAGCACCCUGUCAAAAGUACCAGGACUGCGUGAGGUGCAUUGUGUCCAGUGAGGACAGUGGAAACAUCUCUCACACCUGUAAUGAGACCUGUGGGGCGUUCAAGCUGAUCCACUUCCCCGAUGCCCAACAGCUGCCCUGUCAGGAUGAGAGGGUCUUCUUUGAGGUGAAACUGGACACAGACACUGGCGACAUCGUGGUCACCUACAGUGACCACUCCGGCCUGUCUUUUCAGAUCAUAGUCUUCGCCGGGUGCAUGGCUACAGCUAUUGUCUCCAGUGGCAGCAUCUUCCUGAUCAUUUACUGGGUGAUCCUGCAGGUUCAAAACCAGAGAGAGUACAGACAGUUCCUGGAGAAACAGAAAAAUAUACAGUGA